AUAUAUAUAUAUAUAUAUAUAUAUAUAUAUAUAUAUAUAUAUAUAUAUAUAGCCUGCUGUAUGGUUUGCAGUCUGCGCCUACUUGCUGCACAUAUUAAAAAAGAUUCAUUCCAGUGUUUCUCAGCCUAAAAGAAUUGAAGAAUGGGUCAAGCAUUCGGUUGCUAUCAAGUUGAUCAGUCAAAUGUGGCCAUCAAGGAGCAUUUUGGAAAAUUUUCUGAUGUUCUAGAACCUGGAUGCCAUUGUCUGCCUUGGUGUCUUGGGUAUCAGAUCGCUGGUGGUUUGUCACUCCGUGUGCAGCAACUUGAUGUUCGAUGUGAGACGAAAACAAAGGAUAACGUCUUUGUCACUGUGGUUGCGUCUGUGCAAUACCGAGCUGUUGCUGAGAAAGCAUCUGAUGCAUUCUAUAGGCUUACCAACACAAGGGAGCAGAUCCAAUCAUAUGUUUUUGAUGUUAUCAGGGCCAGUGUACCAAAGUUGGAGUUGGAUUCUGUCUUUGAGCAGAAGAAUGAUAUAGCAAAGGCUGUGGAGGAGGAGCUUGAAAAGGCCAUGUCAACUUAUGGAUUUGAGAUAGUCCAGACCCUCAUUGUUGAUAUUGAGCCCGACGUUAAUGUCAAGAGAGCAAUGAACGAGAUUAAUGCAGCUGCUAGAUUAAGGUUGGCUGCAAAUGAGAAGGCUGAAGCAGAAAAAAUUCUGCAGAUCAAGAAAGCAGAGGGAGAAGCAGAAUCUAAGUAUCUGUCAGGACUCGGUAUAGCUCGCCAACGUCAGGCCAUUGUGGAUGGACUGAGGGACAGUGUGCUUGCCUUCUCUGAAAACGUGCCUGGGACAACAGCUAAAGAUGUGAUGGACAUGGUGCUGGUGACUCAAUACUUUGAUACCAUGAAAGAGAUAGGGGCAUCUUCGAAGUCGUCAUCCGUGUUCAUACCGCACGGCCCUGGCGCCGUGAAGGAUAUCGCCGUGCAGAUCAGGGAUGGUCUUCUUCAGGCUAGUGCUUCACAGACAAAUUAAGCUUUCUCGGAGUUGUAAAUAACGUAGUGUGUUGUCUUCUUUUGUUUGGACUUAGAAUGUCUGCAUAUUUUCCUGUUCCUAUUUUGCAUGUGUUCAUAAUACAUCUUAAGUACUGAUGUCUAGUUUUUUUAAUACUUGUGUUGAGGAUAGUUUUGAUGACAAGCUGUUUGUGAAUCCUAUUGUUGGAGGAUAUGCUAUAUAAGAAUUACUUUCCAAAAUAUGUGUUCUUCUUGAGUUCUAUCUUGUAAGUUGUAAAUUGAAUGUGUAAAAUUGCAGUUCUCUA
Molecule: messenger RNA, 1288 nt
Organism: Vigna radiata var. radiata (mung bean)
Lineage: Eukaryota; Viridiplantae; Streptophyta; Magnoliopsida; Fabales; Fabaceae
Product: hypersensitive-induced response protein 2
Exons: 6
Coding region: 142-1005 (287 amino acids)
Source: RefSeq, a predicted model, not a curated record